GAGGUUUAUGCUUCGAGGCCAAGCUCUUCACUUCAAUCCGUGCAGGGGCCUGAUCCAGUCAUGCAGGAGCUGGCUUGAGGAAGUGGAAUUGUACUAGAGUAACUCCAGGAGGCUCUAGCAGCCAUAGUGAGAGACAGUCCCUGCCCCAAAGAGCUCUCAGCUAGUGAGAAUAUAUUUUUAUAUAUAUAUUUCAAAGCGCGUCUUAGCCUCUGAGCCAAGCCAUAAUGGGAAGCUGCAAAUGCCUGAGGAAUGGGUGAUAACCUCAUAGAGAGGGGUGGGGAGAGAAGAUUAGGUUAAAUAAGGCGUUUGUGAGGAAAUGGUAGGGAAGAAUGGAGUGGAGAAUAAUACUAAAGAUAUUACUAAGACCACUUUGUACAUCUAUUUUAGGUACGAAUAGGCCCCUCUUACCAUAGUGUCUGCGCAUCUCACUCUCUUUUAAUGAAGUUAUCGUUACAUCCCAGGAGGCAGGGCAGUGCUAUUGUCCCCAUGUUACAGUGGAAGAAACUGAGGCAGAACGAGCUUUAUGCAACUUUCCCAAGGUGAGUCUGCAGUGGAGCAGCAAAUUGAAUGUAGGUCUGAGACCCCAGCUGCUGCCUGAACCACUGGACCAUCCUUCCCAAAGCAGAGAGCUGCCCACUUCUGAAAUUCUGUGUUUAGUUUUGAUCAUUUCAUACAUUAAGCCUUAAGAUGCCUUUCUAAAGGAUAUGCUAUAGUUCAGAUAGAAGGGAGGUGCCUGAUUCAGGAAUCUCUGGCUGAGAUUUUCUGGCCUGUUACAGACUUGAGGAUCUAGUGGUCCCUUCUGACCUCAAACUGUAUGAAUCCAACUGGCUUUAGAGAUGGGGGACAAGAAUGGAGGGGGAAAUCUCUUCUUAAGAGAGAUUGAACAACCGCAGUCUUUUCAAUCUUCAGAGAGGAGACAGUCUGGAACCUGAUGAAAGACGACGCACUGGAGAAGGUAGGUGGGAUACAAGAUUCGUGAUACAAGAACAAGGGUUGUAGAGAAACUGAAAAUUGGCAAAAGGAAAUACUUCUUCGUACACUCAUCGCACACUUAGUCUGGGAAACUUGUUGCCACAAAAUGUCACUGAGGGCGAGAGCUGAGUAGAUUCUAAAAAGGGAUCCGAUGCUUAUAGGGGUAUUGGGAAUAACUAGAAUUAAACAAUGAAGAAUAACAAAGAGCUUGUGAAUGGUUCUAAGCCUGCCUGUUUCAGAGCCUCAGCUGACCCUUAGCUAAGGGGGUCAGAAGGUCACCAAUUAUCCCAGUGCUACCUCCUCUGGGGAUUCAUGCACCUUCUGAAGCAGCUGGCAGAGAGGGGAUACUGGGCUAGAUAGGCCCACAGGUCUGCUUCAUUGUGGCAAUACCCAUGGGAAUGAGAUGCAGAGUAAAGGGGUCAGAUUAUGUGGGAGGGCUGCCUCACACAGAGGAAGGUUGUGGAGCUCAGAUUUUGUGCUGGCACUUGAAGGUAGAGGCAUGGGCUGUGCACCAUUCACAAGUGGGAGCUGAGUGUUUAAUCCCCUAGACGCAUAGGAUGGCUGGGGAAGUAAUUUCAGGAGGGCACUAUGCCCCUCCCCCCCAUGAUUUUCCUAUCCUGGGUCAGAGAUGCCUCUCAUGUCCCUCCUCCGUGUUCAGAUCUUGCUUCCUCCCACUCCAUUAAAUGUGUGAAGAUCCUGCUAGCUACAACAGUCACCACAAUCUGGGUUAGGGAUGGAGACGGGCUCCCUGUGGGCAGUGCACUGGAGAUGACACACAGCUCUUUAUAGGAGAGCAGGAAUUUCUCACCUUACACCUUAGCUCCUCAGCUUUCCUGCUGCAGAGCUCAUCAGGUAGCUAGAAGAGUAACAGCCUGCUGUCAUGUGUAGCGUAUUAGCCAGUGCUGAUUGCACCCACCCUCCUUCCAGACACACCCUACAGUAAUGUGCAGAUUGAGGUAUGAGUUGUACCAGCCCAGGGUCAACCUUGGUUUAGGUUGAAUUGUGUCUAAGUUCAACAAAGGGCAGCAUCAUACCACAGACAUGGUGGACUUUUCCCCUAGUGCUGUCACACAAUGCCCUUGGGGCCACUAUACUACCCUCUGGUGCCAAGAGGUCAUCCCAGCCAGAAGCUACCAACCAGUCUGUAUUGCUCCAUGCAGGAUUGUGGGAAUUGAGUGCAUUUAGCUCAGACGCUGGUGCAAAAUCAUCCAUAAUGCGCUGCGGUUUGGAGCAGUGCUGGGAACUCGGGUUGUACCCAGCAGGGCUGGAUUAAGGCAGUAUAGGCCCAUGCCCAGGUUCUGGCACCAGCGUCUGGAUUCAUGACUAUACCAAAGUCUCAACUUCCAUUUAUAGAGUCCUGUCCAGAUAGAAAAUUUGUAUCCAAUCUGCAAAAAUGGUCUGCAGAUAUCUGUGGAUUUGCAGGGCUCUAUCCAUUUCAAAUAAAAAGCUUCCAGCCCUUGUGGUUGGGGAGAAAAGUUUGAACAUGUAAUCUGAUGCAGUGAUGCCUCCUUCAGUCUGCAGUGAGCCUCAUCCAAUCGCUCCAAGAGGGGGAAAGCCCAGGUGUAACCAAUGCAGUGGGGCUUGCCUGAGGCUAUGUCUACACUAGCGCUUUUGUCGCUAUAACUUAUGUCACUUGGGUGUGGAAAAAAAAAUCCCUUUGACUGACAGAAGUGCCGCUGUGGACAGUGCUAGGUCAGCGCUGACAUAGCUACCGCGGCUCCGUGGGGGUUGUUUAAUUAUGUCGAGAGGAGAGCUCUGUCGGCAUAGAACAGCUACACUGGAGAUCUUACAGCAGCAUCGAUACAGCUAUGCUGCUGUAAGAUUACUAGUUUAGACAUGGCCAGAGUCUGUAGAGAUCCUGAGGCAAUUACCUGAGAGAGGGAAUUGCUUUGGGUCUAAUCAGUCCAAUGACACUGGCUGCAACUGUAGAAAACCUGAGCCGAUCGCUUGGAGCAGUGUAGCUGAUGCAGUGACUCUGGUUGAGACUACAGGGAGACUGAGCUAAUUGCUCCGAGCAGGGGGGAACUCCUCUGUGCAUCUCAGGGUGGGUGUUAAUUACCAGCCCUGCCCCAGACGUGGUCUCUGUGGGGCAGAGUGCAGUGGGGUCAGCUCUUCCUUUCAUGCAGACAUGCCGGCUGCUGGGCCAAGUGCUGGGGGAUCUCUGCCACCAACAAGCCAAGUGGGGAUCGGGCCAUGAUGCGGUGGCAGGGCUUUAGGCACAGCCAUAGGGAACUGACCUUGCAGGGGGGAGCCCUGCUCCCCACAUCGAAACCACCUUCCCCAAAGCCCCCCUAUAAAAACCACCUCUCCCAGAGCUGUGCCCCAAUAGAAAGUACUACCCCCAAAACACAAAAACCACCUUCUCUGGAGCUGUGCCCCAAGCCCCUCCCACCAUAGACACCACCCUCGGUGCCUCCCUCACCACUAGAAACUGCCAUCCCUGCAGCAGGCACCACCCCCACCCCCAAUAGAAAUCACCUCUCCCCCACCCCAUAGCAACUGCUUCCUGGAAAGGACUCGACCCAUAGCAACCACCUUUCUUGGAGCCAAGCAACCUUCACCUCUGGAGUUCCCGCCCCAUAGGAACUACCUUCCCCAGAGUGCUUUGCGACUUGCGAGAGCCUGGAUAUUUCCCAGGGUGCCCUGCAGGGGAAGCCACACAAAGGGGCCAGGCUGCGCUCUCCUUUCUUAGCCAGCUGCUGUUGCUGCAGGAUCCCCCAGCCUCUACCUGCAUCCUCCUCCCGUGCCCUGUGGAGAGCCAGGGCUAACGGCCCCUGACCCAGACGCAGAUGGAACCAGGGAAGGAAUCCAGUGUUCCGGAUCCACAGGGCUCGGAGGAAGUGGAGGUUGGAGCAGACGACAGUGCCGCCUGUCUCUCAGAGGAGGAGGAUUCCGACCAGGAAGGCCCUGAGAUGGUGCCAUCCCACAAGAUGUGGCCAGGGGUCUCCAAGGGCGACGUCUCGCCCGGCUCCCCAUGGGACAUGGCUGGCCAGAGCCCGGGCAUUGGGGCACAGGCGCCGGAUGACUCUGGUGACCUGGAGCAGGGGCUGGAGGAGUUUGGUGACAUCAUUGUGCACCGGGUGACACAGAUGGGUGUGAAGCCGUGCCGCUACAUCGAGGGGGGGCGCAGCUACGAGCUGAGCCCUGGUCUGGCCCGCCGGCUGCUGCGGCUCGACGAGAAGCCGUACGAGUGCACCGAGUGUGGCAAGAGCUUCAACCAGAGCUCCAACCUGCACCGGCACCAGCGCACACACACUGGCGAGCGCCCCUACUGCUGCCCGGCCUGCGGCAAGGCCUUCAGCCGCCGCUCCAAUCUGGCGCAGCACCAGCGCAUCCACUCCGGCGAACGCCCCUUCCACUGUGGCGACUGCGGCAAGAGCUUCAGUGAGAGCUCCUACCUGAUCCGGCACCAGCGCACCCACACCGGCGAGCGCCCCUAUAAGUGCCCAGCCUGCGGCAAGGCCUUCUCCCGCAGCUCCCACCUGGCACGACACCAGCGCACCCACACGGGUGAGCGCCCCUACCCAUGCACCGACUGUGGCAAACGCUUCGGGCUCAGCUCCGACCUGGCCACGCACCGCCGCACCCACACAGGCGAGAAGCCUUUCCGCUGCACCGACUGUGGCAAGGCCUUCUCCCGCAGCUCCCACCUGGUGCAGCACCAGCGCACCCACACCGGGGAGCGCCCCUACCGCUGCGCCCAGUGCGGCAAGAGCUUCUGCCAUGGCUCCAACCUGCUGCAGCACCAACGCACGCACCGUGGCGAGCGCCCCUACCGGUGCCAGCAGUGCGGCAAGGCCUUCAGCCUGAGCUCCAACCUGAUCCGCCACCAGCGCAUCCAUACGGGCGAGCGCCCCUACCGCUGCACCGACUGCGGGCGCAGCUUCGUGCUGAGCUCUGACCUCCUGCAGCACCACCGCGUACACACGGGCGAGCGUCCCUACCAGUGCCCCGACUGUGGCAAGGCCUUCUCCCGUGCCGCCCACCUGGCCCAGCACCGCCGCACCCACACGGGCGAGCGCCCCUACCACUGCCAGCACUGCGGCAAGAGCUUCAGCCAUGGCUCCAAUUUCAUCAAACACCAGAGCACCCACCUGCAUGGCUGGCAGCCCUGCUGGCCCCUUAAGGAGGGCGGGGAGGGCCCCCAGGAUGAUGGGGCUGGCAAGGAGGUGGAGGAGGGGCAGGCACAGCCUUAAAGCAUGGCAGUGCUUGGAGUGCAGGACCUGCUACACACAGGAGAAUCCAUCAUUGCCAGCCUCCUAGCCAGAUCACUUGGAUGGAGUGAGAACUUAUUAAACAUCACAGAACCCUGCCCCGUAUGGAACUGGGAACCCACCUCUGGCCUAGUAGCCAGGUGCCCUGGACAGAGCUGGGAACGCACCCCCGGCCUCAUAGCCAGGUGUCCAGGAUGGAGUUGGGAAUCCAGCCUUGUAGCCAAGUGCCCCGGACAGAGACGGGAACCCAUCCCCAGCCUUGUAGCCAGGUGCCCCGGACAGAGCUGGGAACCUAUUUAAUGUUGCUACUGUUGCUUUACAGGCCACAUCACUUAGCACCCACAAUGUAUCACACAUCAGACUAUGCUGCAAUAGGGUUCAUAGCCACCUGGCCCAACUCUCCCAGCCUAUUAAGCAUCCAGCAACUCAACACCGGCCCCCGCACAGCCUUUUGGGCUUGUUUAAAUUGCCCUGGUUUGAUCUAAAUUUGGUUUAGAAGCCAGUUUUUAGGCCCAGUGUAAACAUGGUGCCAGUGACCUGCAGGUGAGAGCAGCCAAGCCCUGGUGUGAUCCUAGCCAUCUGCGAAUCCAGCUCUCAUCUGUGCCAAGGUGCUGAGUCCAGGAUGAGGGUCCCUGCUUUGCCGGGAGGAUACUCCAGAGAGUGGAGGACUCAAAUCUCACAAAGGCCAAGUGAGAUUCAGCAGGCAGGAGCCACCCUGGGUCAAUUCAGACUAGCAAUGAAGGGCAAAUGUUUGUCAGGAUGGGGGAUUCCCCAGCGGGGCAGCUCCCCCUGGGACGGUGGGAGGAAUGCUCCAUCCCUUGGGGGCGCUACAUCCAGGCCAAAUGUCUCUAAAGGCUGUGCUGUGGCUCCAGCCCAGAUCUGGGCUAGGGGCAGGAAUGGCUGCAGGUGAACCUCCAGCCCAUGUGAUACAGGGAGGCAGGCUGGGGGAUGGGUACAGUCCCUUCUCUCCUGUUAUCUGCAAUGGCAUUCCCACACGUGCCAGCUGUACAGAGGGAGGCUCUUGUGAACCAGGGUCUUAGAAGCUGGAUCUGGGCCCUUGUGUUUGCAGCAUCCCACAUAGAAUCAUAGAACUGGAAGAGACCUCAGAAGGUCAUCUAGUUUACUCCCCUGCACUCAUCUUCCUAGCGGUCGCAUUUCCUCCCCUUCUCCCAGGGUUGUGCUUGGUUCACGCUCAAACGAGACACUCGCAAGUAAAGCCCAAAGGCUUCCCAAGGAUGGGGAUGGUGCUCCCAGAAAACCCAGCCAGCCAGACGCCUCCAGAUGAGGUGCUACUAACAUCGCCUUCCCCUGGCAGCAUCUCCAGCGUGUGGCUACUCCAUAGAAGGUUGCUAGCUUAGAAGCACACUGAUAGCUGGGCUGGAUGCAGGAGUCAGGGGUGAGGUUCUGUGCUAUGCGACAGGUCGGACAGGUGAUCACCGUAGUGUCUUCUGGCUUUAGGCUGUACACCCUUGUUCUAUUCUGUCCUUUAACCCAGUCUGUGCUGCUUCCAACCGUCCUGGUUCCCCUCUUGCCCAGUUCUCUGGUAUCUCUUGCCAGCACUCUAGCUUCCUCUGGUGAUGAAGAAACCCCCCAUUUCUGCAUUGUAACACUUCUAGGGAGUGAUCCUUAGCUCAUCAAGGGCUACAUUAUCUCUGAACGAUCUCUCCGGAACCACUCCCCUUCUCAGUCUAGUCCUCAAGAUGCACCUUGCAAAGGUACAGAUGACAGUCAUUGGCUGUGCUCUUCCAGUCUGGCUUGGGGGAUGAUCAAAUCUGCCACCUGUUUGGAGGAGCUCUGCUCAGAGGCCAUUGCUGUUUCCUAAAGGCAUCUUGCAAGGUGAACUUGGGGUUGAACUUUAGCAGGAUGAGCAGCUUCUGGCCUGUCCCACAGUGGGAACACUGGGAAGUGUAGCAGACAGCUAGCCCAAACUCGUGUUGCAGCACUGCCACGGUGGGGAGUGCUGGUAAAACACGUCAGAACAUUUCAAUGCAACAGCUUUCCUUAGCUCUGAGCCAUCCCAUGGAGCAGGCAGACCCAGCACAAACUCCCCUGCCCUCCUAAAAUCUCACUCUGUCUGUAGGUUGAACGUAAAUCUCAAGCCAUGAUAUGUGUCAACCUCCAGCCUGACUCUCUUGAGCAGAAAGAACAGGAGUACUUGUGGCACCUUAGAGACUAACAAAUUUAUUAGAGCAUAAGCUUUCGUGGGCUACAGCCCACUUCUUCGGAUGCGUAUAGAGUGAAACAUAUAUUAAGGAGAUAUAU
This is a messenger RNA of Chrysemys picta bellii (western painted turtle), 7448 nucleotides long. Its product is annotated as RNA-binding protein 4B-like. Gene Ontology annotation, molecular function: zinc ion binding; DNA-binding transcription factor activity, RNA polymerase II-specific; RNA polymerase II cis-regulatory region sequence-specific DNA binding. The record is from RefSeq and is a predicted model, not a curated record. Gene Ontology annotation, biological process: regulation of transcription by RNA polymerase II. Lineage: Eukaryota; Metazoa; Chordata; Testudines; Emydidae. Gene Ontology annotation, cellular component: nucleus.